AUGGCGGAUAGUGGAAAGUUUCAUAGGCUCUGGAAUCUGUAUGAAAAGAUCAAAACAAGGGAGUCUGAUAUUGAUUUGGAAGAUCAAGUUGGUGUCAGCGACCAUAAAGCAGGGGAUACAAAACCUAUAGAAUCCCAAAGCUUCAUUUCUAAACAUUUGCGUAAAAUUUUGUUUGUAACUAGUUUUCUCGCAUGCUGUCUCAUAGUUGGAUUCAUAUACGGGUUUGAAUGGAACAGAGGGAUAAACAAUGGAGUUAACCAGAACUCUGCGGAAGAGAUAUCAAAACCAUCCUGGCGGCUUGAUACGCAAAAGAAUUAUACUGUCGAUUCUUCAGUAUGGCGGGCUCAAAAAGGACAUCAAAAUCGACACUAUUUCUUUAACAUUUCUAAGCUUGUCGAAGUUGCCCCUGAUGGUAUUAAACGUAACCUAACAGUUAUAAACGGUCAAUAUCCAGGUCCUCUUAUUGAGGCCAAUGCUGGUGAUACCUUAUUUAUUCACGUCAAUAACUUGAUGGAGGAUGAGCCAACCACAAUUCAUUGUCAUGGUCUCUUAUUUAACCAUGAAAAUAAUUAUUAUGAUGGUGCAUCAUCUAUUAACCAGUGUCCAAUUUCCCCAGGUCACAAUUUCACGUAUAUUAUCGAACUGGACGAGAAACAGUGGGGUACAUAUUGGUAUCACUCACAUUAUGGAGCACAGUAUGCGGAUGGGGUUUUUGGUCCCCUCGUGAUCCAUUCAGAGGAGGAGGACCAAUUGCUUGGCUCAGAGUCUAAGUAUGACGCGGAAAUGGUCAUUAUGGUAAACGAUUAUUAUCAUGAUAUUGCGAAUAACUAUUUGGCAGAUUAUCUGGCUCCCAAUAACGAAAACAAUGAACCAAGUCCCGAUGAUGGGUUGAUACAAGGAGCAAACAAUUUCAAAUACGAUGCAGCAACUUAUAUCGUGCCAAACGGAGAGACCAAAGAACAUGAUGGUGAGGUCUACGAUGCCACAGAGGCCAAAUAUCCUGUAAUGACUUUGGAUAAGAAUAAAAAUUACCGAAUAAGGUUGAUUAAUGCUGGGUUUUUCCUUCCUUUUAGUUUUUCAAUAGACGAACAUCAUUUGUCCAUUAUAGAGACCGACGGUGCUAAUGUGGCACCUACUACUGUAGAGACGAUCGAAAUGUCUGUUGCUCAACGAUACUCAUUUAUUCUAAAAAAGGAUUCCGAUAACAGCGAUUUCUUCUCGCUAAGAGUAUAUUUCAAUGCUUUCUGCAUGGCGGUCGAUAAUCCAAAUUUCAAUCCGCAAAUACGUGGAAUUAUAUCAUAUGAUAAGUCUGCUUCUACAAAGAAUAACACGAUUGACAGUGUAAAUAGUGUCGCUUGGCCAUAUAACGGUGGUGACCCUCGUUGUCGAGAUAUGGACCAGAAAACAUUCCACAGCGUGAAUGAAAAGGUUCCUAAGGUUGUGAAUAAUACUAACAGGCCUGAUAGAAUAGUUAAACUUGACGUUUCUUUCUUCAUCAAAGAAAGGCAAUUAGACAGAGGAUAUUUUAAUGAUAUGACAUGGAAACCACUUCCAGACACUGAGAAUACCCUAACACAUCUGGCUUUCAACAAGUCUUCUUUGAGGGGGGAUUUCGGUGAAUUAGAAAGCAAAAACAAUAACCAGUAUCUAAUUAAUCUAGACAAAAGAGGAGAAAUUGUCGACUUCGUUAUUAACAAUUAUGAUGAUGGUUCGCAUCCAUUUCAUAUGCAUGGAUAUAAAUUUUGGUUAGUUGGAAGCAGUGAUAGAGGCUAUUUCAAGGAAUCUUAUUAUGAGGAAGAUAGCCUCGGUUUAAUGAACUUUGACGACGCAGUCCAAAGAGACACUAUAAAUAUCUCAGGAUAUGGCUGGGCAGUAAUAAGAAUCAUAGUAGAUAAUCCUGGUGUCUGGCCUUUCCAUUGUCACAUUGGAUGGCACAUGGAGAGCGGACUCUUACUGCAAUUAAAUUCAUUGGAGAAUGAAUAUACUAGUUGGAACCAUUUCCCACAAGAAUGGAAAGAUCUUUGUACUACCUAA
Kluyveromyces marxianus DMKU3-1042 is the source of this 2034-nucleotide messenger RNA. RefSeq names its product iron transport multicopper oxidase FET5 (gene FET3). The record is from RefSeq and is a predicted model, not a curated record. Lineage: Eukaryota; Fungi; Ascomycota; Saccharomycetes; Saccharomycetales; Saccharomycetaceae. The transcript has a single exon. Gene Ontology annotation, molecular function: oxidoreductase activity; copper ion binding. Bases 1 to 2034 code for a protein of 677 amino acids.